UAGCCACUCUCGGAGACUCGGCGCCACAGGACAUCCACAGAAAUCGACCAAUUUCCACUGAAAUUACCGACUGAUUGAUCGAAUCGAAGACCAACCGAUGGGAAUUAACGAUUGGAGCUUAAUUCAUUCUCCCUGAGAAGAACCCUCCUUCCUUUGUCAGUUUUGAGCAGCAUCAAGACUUUGGGAAUGCAUGUGUCUUUAAUGGUACUACAUACAACAUUACCAAUAGCAGUUCUUCAAGUGUAGGAGACAACGGUGAAUUGUUGUAGUACUGCUUUAAAAAUUACAACAAAUAAAAUCUGUUCUGAAUAUUAGAUUCAUACAUCAGCAAUGAAAACUGGCUGUUGUCUGUUAGUCCUAUAGUCUGGUUGUAGUUAAUUUAUAACAGAUUUAUUGGAUAAUCCUUUGUAAACAAUUUUGUGUUAAGAGUUGUCAAUUGAACAUGUUGUCAUUACAGACCAGAACAGGACCAAAGGCUAAAAUGAAUCCAGAACAUGCUUUAGAAUUACCUUUGAAAAGUGAAACUGAAGGUGCAUUAUCACUACCUUCCAUAAAUCAAGCAAACAGCAACAUGGCUGCCUUUAGUGAAACCAGUAAUGGUGACACGUUGUCUCUGGACUCACUGAUGGAUGUCAAGGCAGAGCCAGAAGUAUUCUUUGAAUCUAAUGAAGGUCAUGAAUAUUCAUGUAAAAUGAAUUCAGCACUGAUUGAAAAAGGUUCACCAAAUGUAGCAUGUAGGGAAAAAAAUAUUUUGAAUGUUGAAGGACACAUGCCAAGAAUGAAUCCGGAACAUUCUUUAGAAUUUCCGCUGAAAAGUGAAACUAAAGAUGCAUUAUCUCUCCCUUCCAUAAGUCAAGAAUACAGCAACAUGGCUGCCUUUAGUGAAACCAGUAAUGGUGACUUUUUGUCUCUGGAUUCAUUGAUGGAGAUCAAAAUAGAGCCAGAGGUGUUCUGUGAGUCUAGUGAAGAUGAUGUAUAUUCAUAUGAAAUGAAUUCAGCAAUGAAUGAAAAGGAUCCACCAACUUGCAAAAAGGAAGUAAAACAAGAAGGAAGAAGUAGUCACAGUGGGGAGAAACCUUUCAGAUCCACUGACAGUGAGAAAGCAUUGUACAAGAAAAUUGAUAUUACAAGUCGUAUCACAAAUCCUACCAGAGUGGAAACAUUAAUGUGCAAGGAAUGUGGGAAAGCAUUUUACAAAAAAGCAUGUCUUACAGGUCAUAUGAGAAUUCAUAAUGGAGAGAAGCCAUUCAUUUGCAGUGAAUGUGGGAAAGCAUUUAACAAGAAAUCAAAUCUUACUAUUCAUAUGAGAAUCCAUACUGGAGAAAACAAAGCCCCAUUCAUAUGCAAGGAAUGCGGUAAAGCAUUUUCUAAUAAACCACAUCUUACUGUUCAUAUGAGGAUGCAUACUGGAGAGAAGCCAUUCAUGUGCAACGAUUGUGGGAAAACCUUUUCCAAGAAACAAAAUCUUGCAUGUCAUUUGAGAACUCAUACUGGAGAGAAUCCAUUCAUGUGCAAGGAAUGUGGCAAAGCAUUUUCCAGGAAAGAUCGUCUUGCACAUCAUAUGAGAAUGCAUACUGGAGAGAAACCACUUAUGUGCAAGGAAUGUGGGAAAGCAUUUUCCUGGAAACAAGAUCUUACUGUUCAUAUGAGAAUUCACACUGGAGAUAUACCAUUCACGUGUAAGGAAUGUGGGAAAGGAUUUUCCAAGAAAGCAGAUCUUACUGUUCAUAUGAGAAUCCACACUGGAGAGAAGCCAUUUAUGUGCAAGGAGUGUGGGAAAGCAUUUUCCAAGAAACCAUGUCUUACGGAUCAUAUGAGAAUUCAUAAUGGAGAAAAGCCAUUCAUUUGCAAUGAAUGUGGGAAAGCAUUUACUAAGAAAUCAACUCUUACUGUUCAUAUGAGAGUCCAUACUGGAGAAAAGCCAUUCACAUGCAAGGAAUGUGGGAAAGCAUUUUCUGAGAAACCAAGUCUUACUGUUCAUAUGAGAAUGCAUACUGGAGAGAAGCCGUUCACAUGCAAGGAAUGUGGGAAAGCUUUUUCCAGGAAACCAGAUCUUACACGUCAUAUGAGAAUUCACACCGGAGAGAAGCCAUUCACGUGCAAAGAAUGUGGCAAAGGAUUUUCCAGGAAACCAGAUCUUACAUGCCAUUUGAGAAUUCACACUGGAGAGAAGCCAUUCAUAUGCAAGGAAUGCGGGAAAGCAUUUUCCAGGAGGCAUCAUCUUGCAGACCAUAUGAGAAUUCAUGCUGGAGAGAAGCUAGUCAUGUAAAAAGAAAAAUGUGGGAAAGCAGUUCCAAGAAAUAAAUGCUUACUGUUAAUAUUAAAAUCAUACUGGAGAGAGGCCAUUCAUUUGCAAGGAAUGUGUGAAAUAAUUUUCCAGGAAACCAAGUCUUACAGACGAUAAUAUGAGAAUGCAUGUCAGCAAAUGACCAGUGUAGGUUUUGUCAUGCAGUGGUUGAGAGAGUGAACAAUCUGAUAUCAGCUUGCCAGACCCUGCUUGCAGAUGGUCACUACACAGCCCGCCACAGCAAGAUCUGUAAAUAUAUACAUAGGAAAAUAUGUAAAGAAUACAGAAUUGAAAUGAAAGAAAAAGUGUGGGAGCAUGAACCAGAUCGUCACCUCCAUUAGGGUUGUUACCAUCUUUUAUGACAAGGAAAUUCCAACAGGAAGAUAUAUAGAAGGAGGUGCUAAAAGACCUGAUAUUGUGAUCUGGAACAAUGAGGAUAAAACAGUAAAGAUUAUAGGUGUGACAAUACCCAGUGACUUUGGCCUGAAUAGAGUUGAAAGGCAUAAAAAUACCAAGAACUAAAGAAUGACUUGAAAAGCACAUGGAAACUGAAGGAAAUAGAAAUACCUGUGGUGGUAGGGGCAACAGGACUUAUAUAGGAAAACCUGAGAAAGUAUCUUCAGAUUGCUGCACUCAAAGGAACAGUAAACGCCUUGAAAAGAGCCCUCGGAUAUAAGGCUAGUGGAAUAGAAUGUAGAGGUGCAAUCAUAGACCCCAGGCUGGGGACCAUUGCACCCCUGAUCUAAAUUGAAAAUUAAGAAUGACCUAAGCCAGAGAAGAAUAUUCAUGUGUAAGGAAUGUGGGAAAGCAUUUUCUAGAAAACCAGAUCUUACAUGUCAUAUGAGAAUUCAUACUUGAAAGAAACCAUUCAUGUGCAAGAGUGUGGGGGAGCAUAUUUUUGAAAAUAUCUUAUAAUUCAUAUGAGAAUUCAUAUUGGAAAGUAGCCAUUGACUGUAAACCCUCAAUUAUAUGCUGUAAUAUAUCCAAGGCUCUUGUGGAGAUUGUAAAUUAGUGGAUAAUAAUAUUUCCUGAAUGUAAAAAGUCAAUUUUUUGCAAUUAUUUUUACCUAUUGUUAAAGUUAGCUUAUAUCUCCACGC
This is a messenger RNA of Macrobrachium nipponense, 3384 nucleotides long. RefSeq names its product gastrula zinc finger protein XlCGF57.1-like. Gene Ontology annotation, molecular function: DNA-binding transcription factor activity; RNA polymerase II cis-regulatory region sequence-specific DNA binding. NCBI's taxonomy places the organism in Eukaryota, Metazoa, Arthropoda, Malacostraca, Decapoda, Palaemonidae. Bases 443 to 2269 code for a protein of 608 amino acids. The record is from RefSeq and is a predicted model, not a curated record. Gene Ontology annotation, biological process: regulation of transcription by RNA polymerase II. The transcript has 2 exons.